GUGAUCGAUGAUCGGUGAUCGAGAGAAGGCACUGCGGCAGGCCGCUGCGCGUAUUCGGCGGCAGCACUUGUUGACGCCACCGCUGCGUUGAUAUUCGUCAAUAAUAAGUGCCGAACCCCGUCGCUGCGGUGCCAGGAUGAAGCGUAGGGGCCCUGCUGUCUUGCUCCUUCUGGGGUGCGCUGCGGCGCUACUCGUCCCAGCGGUGCGCGUUCCCGCGGCGCGCAGCCCUGUGGAGCGCGCGAGGCCAAGCAGGACGCGCUUGAACCACGGCCGCGUCGCCACGGCCGACGCGACCGCGUCGCGGCCGCUACUCAACGCCGUGAGAAGGCCGUGGAAGAUCCCCGGCCACGUCGCGGGGCGGCUGAACCCCGCCUUGGCGGACUGGACCUCGAGCCACCUGCUCGCCUCGCCGACGCAGAAGAUCUUGGCCGGCGUCUCGGCGGACCAGAAGGCGGCGGACCGCAUCACGGUCGUCGGCGGAUUGGUCAACGUGCUCCUGACGUUCGGCAAGCUCGCGGCGGGCAUCUACGGGCGGUCCGCCGCGAUGAUCUCCGACGCGGCCCAUUCCGCCUCGGACCUCGCGAGCGACGUUGUGACAUUAGUGGCCAUGCGCGCGGCAAGAUUACCGGCGGACGAGGACCACCCGUACGGCCACGGCCGCUUCGAGACCGUCGGCGCGCUCGUCGUGGGCGGCAUGCUCGUGGCCGCCGGCGCCGGCGCGGCGUCGCACGCGCUCGACGCCGGCGUGCACGCGCACGGCGCGCUCGGCCUCAAGCCGGGCAAGAUCGCCCUGGUGGCGGCGCUGGUGUCCAUCGUCGCCAAGGAGGGCCUCUUCCGCGCGACGGCGCGCGUCGGCAAGCGCCUGCGGUCGCCCGUCCUCGAGGCGAACGCGUGGCACCACCGGUCCGACGCGCUGUCGUCCGUCGUCGCGCUCGUCGGGAUCGCGGCGGCGCGAUGCUCGCUCAAAAUCUUCCGCCACGCCGACGCCGCGGCGGGUCUGGCGGUUGCGGCGAUGCUCGCGGCCACAGGCUUCCAGAUCACGGCGGGCGCGCUGCAGGAAUUGAGCGAUGCGGUCGACCAGGACGCGCUCGAGCGCCUCCGCUUCGCCGUGCUCGCCGUGCCGGGCGUCGCGCAGGUCGCUUCAUUAAGAGGCCGGAGCAUCGCGGGGAAGCUGCGCGUCGACGUCGACGUCGUGCCCCUGGACAGCGACCUGUCGACGUCUGCCAGCUUCCAGCUGGCCGAGGCGGCGCGCGUCGCUUUACUUGACAUGGAGGCCGAGGACCACGGCGCGCACUCGCACUCGCACGGCCACUCGCACGGGCACUCGCACGGCCACGGCGACGCGGGCCCGCCGCGCGUCGGGGACGCGACGGUGCGCGUCGUGCCGGCGGAGAAGACCUGCCCCGUCGUCGCCUCGCUGCCGACGCAGGCCGACCUCGAGCGCCGCGUCGCCGACACGCUGGCGGACGAGCCGGCCGUCGCGGCGCUGCGGACGCACGUGCGCUACCCGAACGGCCUGGCCUGCGAGCUCGACGUCUACCUCGAGCCCACCCCCGAAAUGGGCGAGGGCGUCGGGGACCUGCGGGCGGCGGGCGCGGGCGUGACGAAGCUCCUGAACGACGCCGCGCUCGGCGCGUCCGUCGCGAACGUCUUCUGGAGCCUCGACCGCGAGCCGGCGCCUGUGUAACGAGAACCUUACCUGUA
Molecule: messenger RNA, 1704 nt
Organism: Pelagomonas calceolata
Lineage: Eukaryota; Pelagophyceae; Pelagomonadales; Pelagomonadaceae
Source: the annotation of a GenBank genome assembly